Messenger RNA from Micropterus salmoides (largemouth bass), 1205 nucleotides. Its product is annotated as heavy metal-binding protein HIP-like. The transcript is spliced from 5 exons. Lineage: Eukaryota; Metazoa; Chordata; Actinopteri; Centrarchiformes; Centrarchidae. Gene Ontology annotation, molecular function: protein binding. The coding region runs from base 109 to 1002 and encodes 297 amino acids. The record is from RefSeq and is a predicted model, not a curated record.
CAAUAACACUUGUUGUUGUUCCCAUUCAUUCAGCCAGCUGAUGUUUAGAGACAAUAUAAGAAAUACCUGCUCUACCACUCUACUUUUGUGAAGACGUGUAGCUGGACAAUGAGGGUUUUUGGUUUGCUGCUGUUGCUGUUCGGUCUGUGUGGGUCAGGAGCUCAUGGGGAGGGUGGAGGCCUCGGCGAGGUGGGUGAGAUCAGCCAGUUUCAGAAGACAGCUCCAAGAGAUGCAGAUGAGGAAUCAACCAAGCAGACCACAGAGCAAACCACCACUGACAUCUGGGGUGAGGUGAGGGCACUGAGAGACAUGGUGGUGGAGCUUAAAGUGGAGCUGAGGAACAUGAAGGCCAGAGUGAAGGACAGCGAGAGCCAGGUGAAAGACCUGAAAGCUGAGCUGAUCGUUACCAAAGUGCUGGUGGAUCUGCUGCAGAAAGAGAAUUCUGUCCAAGAAACCAGACUGACUGUCACCGAGAGCAUAACAAGUGACCUAGAAAGAAAGAAUGCAGACUUACAGAUCAGACUGAGUAGCAGUGAGUAUGAACUUCUUGUUAGCAAGUCCAGGAUUGACCAGCUAGAGAGAGAAGAUGUAGAGAUACCAAAGGUGGCCUUCUACUCAGCACUGACUGAUGCAGGAAAUGUUGGACCAUACAAGACAGACAUCACACUGAAAUACAGCAAGGUUUUCACCAACACUGGCGAUGCUUACAAUCCAGCUACAGGUUUCUUCACAGCACCAGUUAAAGGUGUCUACUCUUUCCAGUUCACUGUGUGUGGUAACCAUAAAGGUAAUAUGGGUGUAUAUGUGUACAAGAACAAGCAAAGGAUGAUGUAUAAUGCAGAGUGGUGGGCCAAUGCAGGUUAUGAGUAUUUAUCUAACUCGGUUGUCUUGGAGCUGAUAGCAGGAGAUGAAGUUCACCUGGUUCUUCCAGCAGGAUUUUUUGUCUUUGACAAUUUAAAUAACCACAGCACCUUCAGUGGCUCCCUUCUCUUCCCACUGUAAGGAUGUUGGUUAGGCUGCUGUGUGACUGACUUGUUUGUUAUUGGUUACACUGGGGUUCUUUAGAAAAUCUUUAUACAUCUCAGCUGUGCUGCCUCCAAGAUAAGACAUUUACUGCAGGCGUCAAAUAAUGUGAUUCUGAAUCUGACUUCCCUCUUCUGUCUUAACAUAAAAACAACGUUCAAAUAAAUCUAAUUCAUUGACGG